AUGGCCGCGCCUCAUGGAUCCUGCGCAGAAUUUGUGCCUGUGUGUCCGUCGUCGCCAGCGGAGGUCCUGCGAGAGUGGAUGACUAAUGAACGAGUCGUGGUCUGCCAGGCCGCUCGUGGAUGUUGCAACUGCAUCUGUCGCCUUCCGGCUCCCGCCUGUCGAUUCAACAUCUGUGCGAGCGGCGUAGAAUUGAAAAGUAGAGCAGGGCACGAGGCUGGCGUGUUGAGCAUUGCAAUGAUUUGUAGUGCUCGAUUUCCUGUGGAGAAGACAACGGUCGUUCUGCAGUACUACAGUAUGAAGCGCAUCGCCCCGACAUGCCUGACUGCCAGCACAGGCAGAUUCGUGGGAUCGACUCCAAUGUAUGGGAUAAUCACAAACAAUUGCCUUGCACCAUAG
Messenger RNA from Ostreobium quekettii, 396 nucleotides. The record is from the annotation of a GenBank genome assembly. NCBI's taxonomy places the organism in Eukaryota, Viridiplantae, Chlorophyta, Ulvophyceae, Bryopsidales, Ostreobiaceae.